AUGUGCCUUGGAAUCAGCACUAUUUUCAGGGCUUGGAGGGAACGGGGCCUUGACAAGAACGAGGACAUCAAAGAAAAUCAGGAUCUAUAUGAUUUGGGCAAGAAGAUCGUCAGUAGAGAACCAAGCGCAGCAGAGGAAAUGCGCAUGCCAUGCGUACCCGACUCAGGAUCUGAAAACAUAGACGGAGACACAAGGGAUGAAGGCCUCGUGGACACGGACUGGGAAACGAUCACCAGUGAUUCUGACACCGGCGACUGGGAAACAAUCAACAGUGAUUCUAACACCGACGACGGGGCUUAUACCUGCAAAAUUACCGGCCAAAACACCAUCUACAGCACGAGUGGAGUGGAAGUUUUGACGCCAGAUCUGCCCAGCAGAAUUUACAGCUGGGAAGUCAAACUCAUUGCCAACUUACGGCAAAGCCGAUUCAUUGCUUUGCCGGACGAGAUUUUGCUACAAAUCAUGCACGAGUCCGAGCUCAGCGACCUCUACAUGCUGCGACAACUCCCCGAGUGGCUUGACGAUGGACGAGUUCGUGGUGAGGGCUGCGAAGGAGCAGGCAUUCUGUCAGGCUUGCCGUACAUCAAGGGAGUCGGCAGAUUUCAGAAAGCGUCUGUCGAAGCUGGAUGA
This is a messenger RNA of Colletotrichum lupini, 630 nucleotides long. RefSeq lists its product as uncharacterized. The transcript is spliced from 2 exons. The coding region runs from base 1 to 630 and encodes 209 amino acids. Lineage: Eukaryota; Fungi; Ascomycota; Sordariomycetes; Glomerellales; Glomerellaceae. The record is from RefSeq and is a predicted model, not a curated record.